GAAGAAGAAGAAGAAGAAGAAGAAGAAGAAGAGUGCAGAUGGUCGCCUUUCCCUUGGACAUAUGAGCUUUACGUUUUACAACCAUAUGUUUGCAGCGUAAAUUUAAGAUCAUAAGCGACUGUGGGCAGUUUUUUCUGCCUUGUGUUGGAGCUGUAAACGCCUUAAAACCAAGGACUGGAUUCUGCGUAGCUUCUGUCUAUAACGUACUGUUGAAACCAGGCUACGUUGCUAAUGUAGCUUUCGUAACGGAAAUGAUUAAUAGUUGGACUUUCACUUGAUCUGUCCGCGUAAUAAACCUCCUUCUAGGAUGAAAUGUCUCUUUUUAAGGCCGCCAUGCGUGAUAUUAACAUGUAUUAUAUUCGCGGUGUGGCUCGUUGAAUCGGGAAGAGGCUUCCCUUUGUUUCCUGUCGUAACGCCGUAUUGAUCGGCGCACAAGGGAAAAGCGCCGAGAAGCAACAACAAAAAACCAAAAUGGAUGAAAGUCUUGAAAAUGUCGACAACGACGACAUUGUCAUCAUUGUGGAAAACGAGGCGGAAAGUUUGCCCGCCGAGGACGAGCGGCUGAAGCCGCAAGGCGCCUUCGGGCUCAUGGACACCUGUCCCAUCUGCAAGCUGAGCUUCCACAACAGAGAGCCCAAACUCCUGCCGUGUCUCCACUCCUUCUGCAAGAGGUGUCUCCCUGUCCCCCACAGAAGUGCCGACCCGAGACGAGACUCCCAGGCUCCAGUGGACAGCAAAUCACUGGGCGCUGUGCGAUGUCCAGUGUGCCGCCAGGAAUGCUGGGAGAUGGACAUGUUGGAUAAUUUCUUCGUGAAGGACUCGGCUGAGGUCCCGAGCAGCACCAUGGAGAAGAGCAGCCAGUUGUGCAUCAGCUGCGAGGACAACACCGAGGCGACGGGUUACUGCGUGGAGUGUGUGGAGUUUCUGUGUGUGACGUGUAUCGAGGCGCACCAGAGGGUCAAGUUCACCAGGGAUCACACCAUACGGCAGAAGGAGGAGAUGUCUCCAGAAGCAUUAGGUGUGUCCACGCAGAAGCCUGUGUUUUGUGACGUCCACAAGCAGGAGCCGCUGAAGCUGUUUUGCGAGACGUGUGACCGGCUCACAUGUCGGGACUGUCAGCUGCUGAAGCACAAGGAUCACAACUACCAGUUUUUGGAUGAUGCAUACCGGAACCACAAGCAGCAUCUGGAGAACAUGACGCAGCAGUUGCAAGAGAAAAGAAAGGCCAUCGAGGACGUGUCCAGCUGUAUCAGCUCUGGACUCCAGCAUGUCGAGGAAAACCGAAAGGCCGUCACCAACGAAAUAAAAAAGUCCAUCUGUAACCUGAUCAUGGAAAUCAACAGGAAGGGAAAGAUUCUGGUUAACCAGCUUGAGGCUCUGACUAAAGACCACGAGCUGGGUUUGAAAAAGCAGCAAGAUGACGUCAACUCUCUGAGCAGGCACCUCGACCACGUCAUCCGCUUCACUAAAUGGGCCACAGCCAGCCACAGCGGGACGGCCCUGCUGUACUGCAAGAGACUGAUACUUUUCCAGAUCCAUUACCUGAUGAGAGCAAGCUGUAAUCCCUCCAUCGUCCCUCAGAGUUCCGUUCGCUUUCAGUGUCGCUCUGGUUUCUGGGCCACCAAUGUGGACCUCGGUUCUUUAGUUGUAGAAAGGGGCCAGAGCCGGACCCCCAUCACUACCCACCCGGCAGGUCCCAGAGCAGAAGCGCCCGCUGGAGGGCUUUCCGCUUCAGCUCAGCAGACAGUGCGACAGAGCACAUUGGCUCAGCUGCAGAUGCAUGUGGAUAAGCUCGCCCAUCAACCCAACAGACAGCCCCCCCCGAACCACUGGUCCUGGUACCAAAACGUCCGGGUUCCGGGGCACCCGGGGCUCCCACCCCCAACCAGACCCAGCCACGGCGGGUCCUCCCCCUCUCAAGGCCCUCCAAGCUUGGGACAGCCGGGACGCCGGUACGGAAGCUCCUACCCCAACCCGAGAAGCCCCACGUCGUCCAUGCUUCACAACACGGGGUUCCCACCUGCUCAGUCUCUGCGAGAUCUGAUCCAUAGCUCCAGCUUCCCCUCCAAGCCAAUGGAGGUGUUGCAGGGUACGUCCCGCUACCCACAGCCUCUGUCUGCAGGAGCAGCUGCACAGAUGUCACUACAGCGGGGCCUAACAGAGUCCUCCUACCUGAGGAGGAGCGAGGCUGGGGGGUCCGUGCCCUCCAUCACCAUCUCUAUUCCCAAACCCAGCUUUGCUCCAAGUCUCUCUUCAGCAACUGCGGAUAAAACCAGUGCAUUUAAUCACACGUCAGUUCAAGCAAGGCAGAACUCUCCAAUGGCCAAACCAUCUUCCUCAGACAGGGGCACAGGGACGACGUCCUGGAGGCAGAGCUCCGAGCCUCCCUCCGCCUCGUCGGCCAAGCGACGAAGACGGUCGUCCCCGGGGCCCGUCAUCGUCAUCAAGGACGAACCAGAGGACGAGGACGAUGUUCGAUUUGUGCAGUCCAGUGUCGGCUCCAGCCUGCCGGACAGCAGCACCGGCGCCCAGGCGAAGCCUCGGCAGCAGCCGAAGACCCCCGCUCCGGCCGCGGCGCCCGGGUCGGAGUCCGGAGCUGAGUCGAGCGAAGCAGUCCAAGAGCAACGCGGGCCGCCCGUCGCGGCGCAGCCCGAGUGCGAGAAGAGGGCGGUGCCGGAGGAGGAUCCCAACGAGGACUGGUGCGCCGUCUGUCAGAACGGGGGGGAGCUGCUUUGUUGCGACAAGUGUCCCAAAGUCUUCCACCUGGCCUGCCACAUUCCCGCACUGAAUGAGUCCCCCAGCGGGGAGUGGUUCUGUUCGCUCUGCCGAGACCUCACCUCUCCCGAGAUGGAGUACGUCUGCGACAGCAAGGACGACCCCGUCUCUGAGCGCUUCCCUCCUCACGGAAGAAGGAAGUGCGAGAGGCUGCUGCUCCGUCUGUUCUGCAACGACUUCAGCACUGACUUCCAGCAGCCCGCUGCUCCAUCAGAGACGAGACGCUACAAAGAGCUGAUCAAGAACCCGAUGGAUUUGUCGAUCGUCAAGAAGAAGCUGGAGUCAAAGUCCCCAGAAGGGGACGGUUACAGCGGCCCGGAGGAGUGCGUCGCCGACAUCCGGCUCAUAUUCUUCAACUGUGCAAAGUACUACAAGGCCACCUCCGAGGUGGGGAGUGCAGGCUUGUACUUGGAGGACUACUUCGAGGAGCAGUUGAAACUAGUCUUCCCCGAUGCGGUGUUCGCCGGCGGGAGGGAGGAACAGAUGAUCCCGCCCCUGGAGGAGGAGAUAGACGAAGAGGAAGAGAUGGCGGCGGAGGGCGCGGCCCCCGUCAAAGACGAUAAACCACAAAGUCCGGCAGGUAAGGGAAUCCCGCCUGUGGAGGAAGACCUGCCUCCUCUGGAGGAAGGAACGGCACUCACAGAGGAAGCAAGGUCAGAGACGGAGGAGAAGGUGAUCGACGCAAGCAAAAAGGGGACGGAGGAGGAGGAGGAGGAGGAGGAGAAGGAGGCGGCGGCGCCGGCUGCUGCUCCUGCUGCGGGGGAUCUGCCUCCUGCAGAGGAGGAGGAGAUUCCUGCCGAGGAGGCGGAAUGCCCCCUAGCUGCUGAGGCGGAGACAAAAGAAGAGGAACCUCCCAAAUCCCCAAAAGAAGAGGAGCCGCAGCUCCCCAUGGACACGGAUGUGCUUCGGCCUGAAGGCCAGGAGGAGUCGGCUCCCGCAGAAGCAGCCAAGGAGAAGGAGGAGCAGCAGGGAUAGAUUACAGCAGAGAGACGCGCUGUAGACCAGAUGGAUGAUUUCAGUCUUCCGCAGAAGUGGCCCCAGUGGGGACCGAUAUUUGGUUUUUAGUCUGUUAUGUUAUAUUCGCAAUAGGAAAAAGGUUCUGCUAUGCUGAAUAGACUUCUUUAGUAGCAGUCACGCAGUAGAUGCACAAUGGAGGGAGUAAAUUCGUAAAUUUCCUGCUCAACAGUGGUUAUAAUUUCACUGUUACAUAGUUUGGUAUUUUCUGCAAUGACAAAACUAAAAAGCCCCAAAAAGCUGUUUGUUUAUCAUGAGAUCAUUUGGAAGAAAAAAGGCAAAAAAACCACAUGAUUUUGGUUGCAUGCAAGAUGCCUUGAUGUAAAUAUGAAUGCUUCCAUGUUUGUGUUGAUAGACUUUGGCUCUCUUGCAAUAGCUACUACGCUGAAAACAAAUUGUUUUAUUACCAUAGUAUUUUAUUUUUUAUUUUAAGUUUGUAUUAAAGCACAGCUAUCUAAAAAAAAACAACUUUCUUUUUUAAUUAAGCUGGCUGGUUAUUUUUAGAACCAUGUUUUGUUUUUUUCUUCUUUAUCAUAAAGCAGCCUUGUUGGGUUUUAUCAUAAUAGUUCUUAAGAAUUUACUGUUGGGACUAUGAUAAAAUAUAAUUAUUAUCCAGAGACUGAAAAACGUUUGCGUUCUCCAAAUUGUGUCUUUGCCGUUCUGCAGCAUGAUUCGUUUUACAUGUAAGAUUUCUCCCGAGCUUUGUUGCUUUAACUUUUUUCACUCACUGAAAGCAAUGGAAGUGUGCAAUUAGACGCACACAGCAAAUAGGCUUCCCUUAUCUAACCCUUCACUUCAGUAUCACUGAAUCUGUUCAACAUUAACACUUUAUUUAUUAAGGAUACACAGGAGGUGUAAAUAAACUCUGCAAACAAUGUUAUUACCUGUAUUUGCAAUAUUUGUAAUAAACAGGGUUGAAUAUAA
Gasterosteus aculeatus aculeatus (three-spined stickleback) is the source of this 4713-nucleotide messenger RNA. RefSeq names its product tripartite motif containing 24 (gene trim24). Gene Ontology annotation, cellular component: chromatin. Lineage: Eukaryota; Metazoa; Chordata; Actinopteri; Perciformes; Gasterosteidae. Gene Ontology annotation, molecular function: protein binding; zinc ion binding. The record is from RefSeq and is a predicted model, not a curated record.